AUGGGGACGCCCGCCUUUCCCGACCUGGGGAAGCACUGCUCGGUGACGUCAUGCCAGCAGAUCGACUUCCUUCCCUUCACCUGCGACAAGUGUCGCAUGGUCUUCUGUCUGUCGCAUCGCAUGCCGGCGUCGCACGAGUGCCCGCGUGCGACAGUCGGCGACGCUGUGGUGCUGCUGUGUCCGCUGUGCGCCAAGGCCGUGCGACUGGUGGGCGACGAGGACCCGAAUGUGACGUGGGCUCGGCAUGAACGGGUGCCAACUGACGCCGGUUUGCAGCACGGGGUUGCUAGGAAAUGUCCUUUCCCUGCCAACAUUGUCACACCUCAACCCCCCACGUUUCCCUCUCCUCACCUCCACACCACCCUCUUUCCCCCCUGGGUGGCCAACAAGCGCCGGUGUGCAGCGCAGGGCUGCAAGGAGGUGCUCUCGCCCGCCAACACCGUCACCUGCCGCGACUGCUCCCGCCAAACCUGCCUGCGCCACCGCUUCGGCGCCGACCACGCGUGCUCGGGCAGCCAAAAGAACUUGCAGCCCGUUUCGUUCUGGGCAGCUGGUGGGGCGUACAGUGAGAAGCUGAUGGCAGGCGUGCAGGGCGCCAUGGCAGGGCUGAUGGCACCGGCUGGUGGUGCAGCUGGUGCUGGCAGCAGCAGUGGCGUUGGUGGCAGUGGUGCAGGCAAAUCAGCUGGACAAGCGGGGUCAGCUGCAGGCUCACAAUCUAGAGUGGGAUCAGCAGAGCCACAGCAACCAGGUGCAGGGGCAGCCAGGGCUGGGGGAGGGGAUGGUGGUGGGGGGCCAGAGGGGCAGCGGGAAGCAGAAGCGGUGCAGGUCGGGCGGGUGGUGGCCAAGGGCCUGAGCAAUGCCCAAGAUGCGGGAAACGUUUUCCCGACCCUACUGGUGUAUUACUGCUGCCGGCUGUGCCAGAUGCAGGCCUGGCGGAAGCAUCGGCACGUGUGUGGCGCCGCGGCGGCGGCAGCGGCGCGCAUCCAGCGCACGCGCGCGCUGCUCACCCCCUCGCAGUGGCGCGCGCUGGGCGAAUUCGGGGACGCCGUGCGCGCACUCAUCCCCGCACACCUGCUCGUCCCCACGCAACCGGACCUCGUCGCGAGCGCGCUGCUCAAAAUCGCCGCGUACGUGCGCCAACGCCCGCACCUGGUGCAACAACCCAUGGCGGACGCGGUGUGGGCAGCGGCGCUGAGCAUGCGCGGGGAGGGCGCAAGCCCGCGCCUGUACAUGGCGUGGGCGUGGGGGUUCUUGGAAGCCGCGGUUGAGUCCGGUUCCGUGGACGCGUUUCUGGCGGCGCUGCGGAUUGACCCGGCGGUCGGGGGCGCGGCGGACCUUCCGCGCGUGAACCGGUGGAUGAAGCGCGGGCUGUGCCAGGCGCUGCUGAUGCUGAACAAGCGGCAGGAGGUGGGCGCGUUCUUCCGCCACGCGCCCCGCCAACAGCUGCUCUACUUCUAA
Closterium sp. Naga37s-1 is the source of this 1458-nucleotide messenger RNA. The record is from the annotation of a GenBank genome assembly. NCBI's taxonomy places the organism in Eukaryota, Viridiplantae, Streptophyta, Zygnematophyceae, Desmidiales, Closteriaceae.